Molecule: messenger RNA, 1999 nt
Organism: Dermatophagoides pteronyssinus (European house dust mite)
Lineage: Eukaryota; Metazoa; Arthropoda; Arachnida; Sarcoptiformes; Pyroglyphidae
Product: rabenosyn-5-like
Molecular function (GO): metal ion binding
Source: RefSeq, a predicted model, not a curated record
UGAGCAUUUUUAAUCAGAUGUGGGUGUAAUUAAAUCGAUUAUCAUAAUAAUGUUAAAAUAAAGGAAUCAAUACAAAGAGAAAAAUUGCCUUGGAAUCUUCCUUCUUCAAUAUAUUACGAUUGAUGAUGAAUCCAUUCGAUGAUGAGAAUGAUUAUGAUUCAACAUUGGAUCCAUUUGAUGCGAAUGAUGUUGAUGAAUCCGAAAAGAAUACGAAUCCUUUUGAUGAAUCUACGAAUCCGUUCGAUGAAUCAAUUGCAAUUGAAACACCCGAAAUAUCAAAUGAACAAUAUCAAUUAAUAGGUAAUGGUUCAUUACAAGCUGAAGGCCUUCUUUGUCCUGAUUGUAUGGAAGAAUAUCGUACUAUUACAGAAUUAAUGUCACAUUUCGAUAAUGAUCAUCGUCAAUAUCAACAACAACAACAAUCAAAUUCUAGCAAAAAUUCGAUUGGCAAAAAAAAUCUUUCAAAAGAUCAGAUAAAAGAUUUUGUACGAAAAAUUAUCAUUCAAACAAAUAAAUUAUCAACAACAACAACCGUACAACAAGAUAAUAGUAAAAUAUCUUCGGAAAUAAAUGAUUAUAGAAUCACGUCGCCAAUCGAUUCAUGGAAAUAUUCAAUGUCCUUAGGUAUGAUACGUUCACAUUGGAAUGAUUAUCAUAAUAUACGUGAUAAACAAAUAGAACGUUAUGUAUUUGAAACAAACAAAUUACUCAUACGAUUGGAUCGAUUAAUGCAAGGAUAUUCAACAUUAUUAUUAUCAUCAACAAUGGAUAUUGAUAAUCGUCGUCGUCAUGAACAAUCUAUUGUUGAAUGGUUAGAUGAACGUUCGGUUCCACUUUGUCCAUCAUGUGCUUGUAAAUUUAAUAUUAUUUUAAAAAAACGUCAUCAUUGUCGUCUAUGUGGUGCAGUCAUGUGUUCAAAAUGUUCAAAAUUUAUUACAUUCAAAUUUGCUGAUGAAUUAUUGAAACCAUUUGGUUUUAAUGGUUCAUCAUCAGCCAAUGAUCAUCAUCAUCAUCCUAAUAACAAUACAUCACCAUCAAUAUCGAUGCUAAAAUUACGUACAAUAUUGGCUAAAUCGAUCAAUUAUGAUGAUGAUGAUAAUAAUUUAGAUUUGGAAAAUUCAAUAGAAUCGAUUCGUAUUUGUAACGAUUGUUAUCGUCUACUUAUUUUACGGCGUGAUAAAUUUCAACGUUCACAUUAUCAAUGUCCAUUAAUUGAAAUUUAUACAAAACUUAGAGAAUCGAUUCAACAACUUGAUCAAUUAUUAUCAAUCUAUGAUCGUAUGGCUGAUUCUCUUAACUUAGGUGAAACAACAUAUCAGCUACAGGAUGCAAUCGAUGUUAAAAAUAAACUAACAAAAUUAGGCGAAGAAAUUGAUUUUAUAAGCCGUAAGAUUGAAACAUAUGAUGAAUCGACAGAUACAUUAUCUCAACAACAACGACAAAAAUCAAUACAAACAUUAAUUCGUCGUUCAACUAUACAUUAUUUACGUGAAAAUUUAUUAUCAUUAAAUGAAUUACCCGAUUCGGAACAUUAUGAACAAUUAAAACAAUCACAUAAUGAAAUGAUUGAACGAAGAAUUCAAUACGAAAAACAGAUGGCAUUAUACGAACAGGAACAAUAUAAAAAACAACAAGAAAAAAUUAUUGAAAAAACUAUUGUCGGUAAUGAUGGAUUCUGUCCGCAACAGAUAAAUUUAAUCAAUGAAAAAGGGGUCAAUAGGAAUGGUGAUAAUAAUAAACAAUUUGAUGAUCCAAUUCUACAACAAAUGGCUAUUAUACAAUCAUAUAUUGAACAGGCACGGAAAGAUAAUCGCUAUGAAGAGAUGCGUCUAUUAGAAUCUAAUCUUAAAGAAUUAGAAAUUGAGUAUUUUUUUGUUCAACAACAACAAAAUAGUGAAAAACUAUCAUCACAAAUGCCAUCAUCAUCAUCAUCUGUAUCAUUAUCAUUGAAUCCAUUCGGUGAUCUUGAUGAUUAAAUGGAUUAUACAAUAAUUGCUGU